This is a messenger RNA of Cryphonectria parasitica EP155, 1343 nucleotides long. RefSeq lists its product as uncharacterized. Gene Ontology annotation, biological process: exocytosis. The transcript is spliced from 5 exons. Gene Ontology annotation, cellular component: recycling endosome. NCBI's taxonomy places the organism in Eukaryota, Fungi, Ascomycota, Sordariomycetes, Diaporthales, Cryphonectriaceae. The coding region runs from base 420 to 1058 and encodes 212 amino acids. The record is from RefSeq and is a predicted model, not a curated record. Gene Ontology annotation, molecular function: GTPase activity; GTP binding.
AUAUCUGUCAUUCUGUUUGGCAACAGUCGCCUUCCCAUUUUCCCCAUUCACCAAUCGUACUUGAAGAGGACCCUGAGUUGAACAGAGACCUGACCCGCUAUUCUUAGUGCCGACUACUGACUAACGCUAUCCAUCAACUUACUGCAACUUUGUCCCCUCCCAACUCCCAGGGUGCCGCUGCAAACUACAGCACUGCACUGCAUUGCACACCUCCUUUUCCAGCCCAUCUUGACCUACUUACAACCACGUAGCUGGCAGCCCCGAAUCCACACACUUUCCUCCAGCAACCAUUUCGAAUCGUGUCGAUACAACCUCCUGAGUCUGAAGGCCUUAGAACUUUCAUAGACGAGCUACAAGACUUUGUCAGCUAGAGACAGGCCCUCCUCCUUUUACCUACGUCACUACAACCUAUCACAAUUAUGGCCAACGACGAGUACGAUUUUCUCUUCAAGGUGGUGCUGAUUGGAGACUCUGGUGUCGGAAAGUCCAACCUGUUGAGCCGAUUCACCCGGAACGAGUUCAACCUGGACUCCAAGUCUACCAUCGGCGUUGAGUUUGCCACUCGGUCCAUCCAGGUCGAUUCCAAGACCAUCAAGGCGCAGAUCUGGGACACCGCAGGUCAGGAGCGCUACCGCGCCAUCACCUCCGCCUACUACAGAGGCGCGGUCGGUGCCCUUCUGGUCUACGACAUCAGCAAGCACCAGACAUACGAGAAUGUCACUCGAUGGCUUAAGGAGUUGCGGGACCAUGCCGAUGCCAACAUCGUCAUCAUGCUGGUGGGCAACAAGAGUGAUUUGCGGCAUCUGAGGGCUGUGCCGACAGAAGAGGCCAAGUCGUUUGCCAGCGAGAACCACCUCUCCUUCAUCGAGACGUCUGCCCUUGACGCCAGCAACGUAGAGCUUGCUUUCCAGAACAUUCUGACCGAGAUCUACCGAAUCGUGUCGAGCAAGGCCCUCGACAGCGGCGAUGGCGCCCAGGCACAGAUCGGGGCAGGCACAAACAUUUCUCUGAGCAAGCAGCCAGAGGAUGGCUCGAAGGCGGCGGGCAAGUGCUGUUAAUGGGCAGGUCAGCACUCGCGCGUGUGCACGAAACUGAUGAUGAUACAUGGCGUCACAUACGAUGGGAAACAAAUGUCGGGGCAGUAGAAGAGAGCGGCCACAAGCCACAGAGAUAGGCGACGGGAUUACGGAUCUGCGGACGGGUCUCUUUGGGGCGGGGUUUGACGAUUGAUUUUCUCAGCUAUUAAGGAGUCAUGCUACUUGCUCUUCUGUUUUGUUCGUACCUUUUCGUGCUCUUGUUAUUGGGAGAGAGGGUAAUACUACUACUACUGCGAUCCCUUGUUU